GGUGCCGCUUUAAGGAGGGCCAGGUCACGUGGGACGUCAACAGGUCCAGGUGCAGGUCCAGGUCCAGGUCCAGGUGCAGGUCCAGGUCCAGGUCUGAGCCUUUGUGUCGGAUUUCAGACGGUGUUCGUCAUGUUCCCUGUGGACCUGCUGUCAGUGGACCACACUGACCUGACCUCAGCGGCCCAAAACUAUCUGUCCACUCUGGAGUCCAGAGCCGGCGCUGAAGAGUGGUUUCGGUCCUCAGCAACUUCAAAGGUUCGUGUAACUCCACAGAACAUCCGGCAUCUUCAGCUGUUUGACCGACCCAAGUGUGUCCUGUUGGCUCUUCAUCAGUCAGACGAUCCCACACAAGUGGUGGCCGUGUACCUGCCUGACAGGUGGUGGGCUGUGGACGAUGUCCUGAGGACGUCCAACGCAUCUAGAAGUGGUUUCCAGUCGGUGCAGUCGGUGAUGGAGCGGGUUGUGGUGUUCCUGCUCAGUCAGGUGGUGGACAGGCCUUUACAGGAGGAGGUGCACUUCUACCCCCACCCCCCCACCGAGACCUGCAAACUACUGUGGAGAGAAGGAGAGGCAGUCGGCUUCUACAGCGUCAAACACAAAGGCAGUCUGUGUGACGGUUGGAGCAGCCGGUGUUACCAGUUAACGGUUCUGGACACGCUGUUGGUGAGGAGGCGCUGCAGGAGGAGCGGCCUGGGCCUUCACAUCCUGGACCACUUCUGCAACACAUUCUACUCUGAGACGUUGGGAGUCAGCGCUCCACUAUCAGCCAGCAUGGUGUCAGUUUGCAGACGGUUCCUCCACAGACACACAGAACACAGAGAACGUCUGUAUGAGGUGGAGGCUCCUGGAGGAUGGGCUCAGAGACGCAACAUCUGGAUCAACAUCCAACUGGGACGCUACGCCCAUGGUAUUAAUAAAGACAUCAGUUUAAUAUCAGCAGAAACGGAGCAGAAGGAAGAGGACGACUCAUCUGAGCAGGUUCUGACUGGAGCAGAUGACGCCCACCUCCUCAACAGCUCCGUGAUAAAUUCAUCAGAACAGUUUGAAGUGUGUGGUCGGAGCCCAGAUGGAGGCUCCCUGAGCUCCAGGUUCUGUGGAACAGGAUGUGGAGCUCCAGCCCACGCUGAUGAUCUGGACGCGGACGUCCCACUGCAACACCAGCCAAGUCCCACAACACCAAGAGGAGGGGGGUCAAACGAGUCCACCCUGCAGAGGACACG
This is a messenger RNA of Sphaeramia orbicularis (orbiculate cardinalfish), 1220 nucleotides long. Its product is annotated as protein FAM169B-like. Lineage: Eukaryota; Metazoa; Chordata; Actinopteri; Kurtiformes; Apogonidae. The record is from RefSeq and is a predicted model, not a curated record.